This is a messenger RNA of Bursaphelenchus xylophilus (pine wood nematode), 1864 nucleotides long. NCBI's taxonomy places the organism in Eukaryota, Metazoa, Nematoda, Chromadorea, Rhabditida, Aphelenchoididae. The record is from the annotation of a GenBank genome assembly.
AUGACCCGAACCAGUCGGAAGCUACCCAAAGAGUGAGGAUUUUGUGGAGAGGAUGGAUAUUUAUUGUGUUUUCAGGGAGAUUUGGUGUUUUUCUAUUUCCAUUAUGUUACAGUUGCUUUCAGAUGGGAUUUCUUGAUAAAAUUGGGAUUUUCUCCCUGGUUUUAUCGAUAUUUUUUAUGUAAAGGUUCGGAAGGGGAAUGUUUAUUGAUUCGGCUCCCCUUUCGAAUUGACAUAAUGUCUUUGUCGUUUUCGGCGACCUUAAUUUGCAUUUUCUAAGCCUUUAUUUUAGAAUAAUCUAUUGUCUUGAUGUUUGAAGCUCCCGAAUGAAUUUAGAUCUUCGUUAUUGUAACGUAGAUGAUAUAAGCUCGUUGUGUCUUGUUUUUUAUAGAUAUUUGCAUUGAGUUAUUGCUGUUUCUAAUCCAUUCUUUUCAGAUGGGCGAGGUACGAGCCGAUCGGAAAAGUGGUGGAAGGAACGAGGAUAUUCGCCUUCAAAACCCCGUUGUGCCAUGAGUUGUGUUGUAAAUACACGAAGAGCAAACGAUUUACAGUCCAGGAUUUUUAUCGAACCGUAAGUUGCUUCGUUGUUUUUAUUUUGUUGGCUUUAGCUUGUGGAUAAUGUAAAAUGUUAAACGAAUUACUAUUUUUAUUACAAGAAAUGCUCUUGUUUGCUGAAUUCCGUAAUUCCAGACGUUAUUCGGUGGUAUUGAUGUUGGGUUGGUGAUAAAUGCAACGAAUACGCAGAGGUAUUAUGAAAAAGCGGAAGUGGAGAUCUUGGGAAUUGAAUACGUCAAACUGCCUAUGCAUGGUCGAAGUUUUGUAGAGAGCGAUUCGGUGGUCAAAACAUUCAUUAGAUCGAUUGACGACUUCCUGGAACGGAAUAAAGACAACAGUGGGUUGAAGUUAUAUUAUACAUGGCAUUCACCUAGAGAAGUUGAUUAAAGACUUUACUUAUAGAUAAACUGAUUGGAGUUCACUGUACUGAUGGGGUAAAUCGAUCGGGCUACCUGAUUUGCCGAUAUCUCAUUGAUCGGUUGAGCUUAAGCUCGCACAAUGCUUUAAACGGUUAGCUGAAUAUCAAAGUAAAUUAUGUUUAUAUUUUUAGUGGUUGAAACUGCCAGAGGAUAUACAAUAGAACGAGGAGCGCUUAUUCAAGCUGUCCACAGAGCCGACAGGGAGCGGAGGCUUCGGAAGUAUGUUUUUUACUUUUUUUAUCCUGUUUUUAGGUAACUAAACAUAGUUCAUAUAAAAUUUUUCCAGAAAACGGCCAAAUAUUGAAAGUGACGGCGAAGAAGACGAACGAGAAAAGCGAAAGAAGAGAAAACGACAAGCCCUCAAACAGGAAAACAACGCUUUGGAUGACACCCAUGAACAGAUUGAUCAGGAUACCCUGGCCCAAAUUAUGCAGCUAGAACAAACCCUUUCGUCGCAGCACACUCAGAGCGUCUCACAGAAUGAGUUCCCACAUCAAUAUUUUGAAGAGCAAAAUCAGAAACGAGUCCAAUCGAGUCAUUUCCAACUUCAUCAACAAUACCAACAAUUUGUUCAGAAUCAAUCCGGAACCAGCAGUCCUUAUGUUGAUAGCCCGCAAAUGGAAGAGGAUGAGUUUGAAGAUGAUGAGGAACAGACAAUCGUAAGUCUUAUUUAUUUAUUUUUUUAUUUUUAGGUAUUAAUUUAUUAUACAUGACAUUUUUGAUCCAUAAGUUUAUUUUGAUCCUUUCAGGACAUCUCAACUCUCGGAAAAAUUGAUGUUGUGGAAAUGUCAACGGCCCAGCGUCGCCGCCAACGUCGCAAAAAGCUUGAGAAAAAGUUUGACGUCCAAAAACGAGGGAGAUUUUGGGAAAUCAACGAACUGAACAAACAGUAA